Messenger RNA from Xenopus laevis (African clawed frog), 2913 nucleotides. It is a transcript of the gene fastkd5.L, whose product is annotated as FAST kinase domains 5 L homeolog. The coding region runs from base 172 to 2658 and encodes 828 amino acids. The record is from RefSeq and is a predicted model, not a curated record. Lineage: Eukaryota; Metazoa; Chordata; Amphibia; Anura; Pipidae. Gene Ontology annotation, cellular component: ribonucleoprotein granule; mitochondrion; mitochondrial matrix. Gene Ontology annotation, molecular function: RNA binding. The transcript is spliced from 2 exons. Gene Ontology annotation, biological process: mitochondrial RNA processing; regulation of mitochondrial mRNA stability.
CUGGUGCGACGUUUACGGGCGCAGAGCCGGGGAAGGAGACAGUGCGCGCCUCAUGCCCUUGUACUGCGGUUCCUUAAUGUCGGCUUGUGUGAAGGCGGCAGGAGGGACCGCACUUGUAUAGGCUUCUCAUCUGGUAACUGGAUCCUUUUGUGAUGCUGGAUCUUGUGACCCAUGGCCACUGUGAUAUGCCGAAGACUGCGAGGAGGUGUAUACAAAGCCAGCACGUUUUCAUCGGCGGUCAAGCUGAGGCACAAGAAUCUUCCCAAUGAUCAUGGAAAUGCCUACACCUUGCUGGUCUUGGAGACAGAACGCUUUAAACCCGACAGAAAUGGUUUCAGUGUGGAUUAUCAAACUCUAUACAACCCUGGGGCUUAUCUAGGGCUCAAAAAGUGUAACCGCAAAGUGUCAGAAGACUAUGAGGAUAAUAUUUUGCAUAGAGACUACACCAGAAGGAAUGCCAAGCAGAUUCAAAAUACUUACAGCAUUACGUCUUCCCGAAGCUUAUCUAGUGCAAAAAAUAAUAUCUUAGACUUUGCAUUUAGCAGUCCAAGUACCUUGCAGGCUCAACUGCCAAAAAAUACAAAGCACCAGUUAAAAAAUGAAGCUGAGCCUAAGCUUGAUGAAUACGAAGCUGAAAUCUAUAGCACCAAGGAAGAUCCAAGAAAGUUUCAGCAGUACAGGCCAGAGUACAGAUCCUUGUGCUACAGCAACUCGACCCAAAACGUGUGCACUUCUGUAGAGGAAGAGCAGCACCUUCUGCAACAAGUAACUUUUCUGAAGAGCGAUCUGACUCCUGGAGUCAUCGCUGACUAUUUUGAUAAACUCAGUCAUUUACCUGUUGAUCAAAUGGAAUCGUUACGGGCAAAUACUAAGUUUGCAAUGCUCUGCCGUUACAGUGUAGAAAACCUACAGCAGUAUACUCCUGCAGAGCUGAUACGUAUUCUUGAGGCAUUUGUCCGUAUACAGAUUUCCGUUAAUCACUCAAUGCUCAAUGUCUACGAGGUGGAGUUUUGCCGUAGGGUUUGGGACAUGAGCACAAACGACUUGCUUUUAAUAGCGGACAUGUGGAGGUGCUUGGGUCGUAGCGUGCCUCGUUUUUUAGAGAUCUUAUACAGUUAUAUGGAGCUACGCUGGAAGGAUCUUAAUUUGCCUCAGCUAAUACAGUUGAUCUAUAUUAUUGGGGAAGGGAGAAGGGCACCUCGAGAGCUGAUGCAGAAACUUGAAUCAAUGGUACUGAGACACCUGGAUUCAAUUAACCUCGAAGAACUCGGCACUGUUUGCUUAGGCUUCUUCAAGUCUCAUAAUGGAUUUUCUGAGCAUCUCAUGAGAAAGAUCGGGGACAAAGUUUCUGACAAUAUGAAAGAAAUUAGCAAUUAUGCUUUGGUUAAUGUUCUGAAAAUAUUCCGCUUCACCCAUGUAGAUCAUUUGGUCUUCUUAAAACGACUGGGACAAAUCGCACCCAGCAGAGUCCCCAACAUGGGUUCUCAAGGCAUCAUGCACUUAGCUCUGUCUUGCGCUGCCUUACAUUAUCUAGAUGAAAACAUCAUGAAUGCCGUAGCUGCUACAAUUCCAGACAGGGUUGCUUACUGCAGAAGCAAAGACCUGGCCAAAAUUUUAUGGUCCUUUGGUGCUUUAAACUACCAGCCUCCAAAUGCAAACCACUUUUACACCGCCCUCAUUUCACAGAUUCGGAACAAACUGAGGGAGUUUGAGAAAUUUCCGGAACAUUUUCUCACUUGUUUGUUGGGGCUAGUAUUCGCAAAAUACUAUCCGUUGGAUCUGAUUGGAUUUGCCUUAAGUGAGAAGUUUGUUAAAUUAGCUACCAAGGAAAGCUUGUUUGAACUCAAAAAGGAUCUUUUUACUUUAGAUGGAAGCGUGGAAAUUGAAUGUCCCCGGUACACUGGAAACCACCUGUCUCUCGAGCUUCGACAAGAGGUGACGGAAAUGCUCCAGAGCUUCUCAAGACAGGAUAUUUGCAUCAAACCUGAGGUUCUUGAAGCUGCUACCCUGAUAGAGUCUAUGUUGGGUGGACCCCAGUAUGUAAAGAAUCAUAUGAUUUUGCCUCACACUAGAUCAAAUGACUUGGAGGUCCAUUUGGACAUCAAUUAUAAGCCCAUUCCUAUAAAUUUUGAUUCUGUAGGAUCUUCUCCUGAAAGCUCAGAACUGAAACCUGUGGGUAUCCAGAUAACUGAGGACCUUCUGGAUCAGCUGUUGGACAGCAACCGGAAAAAUAAUCCGCAGAAAGACAUAGAAAAGACCAGAGCACCAAAGUAUGUGGCUGACCAACACAAAGUGGCAAAGGAUUACCCGAAACAACUUCAUGCUGAAUUUUCCAGUGGAGUCUCCAUUACCGACAACCUGAUAUCCAUGUUGUCAAUGUCAAGGGCUUCACCCAAAACACCUGUGUGCACACCAAAGGCACGUUCAGAUGUUUUGAGGUUGGCUAUCCAAGUUUCCAACCGGAAUCACUACUGCUAUGCAUCUAGGCAUCUACUGGGACUCCAUAACUUGAAAAGAAGACAACUCAAACAAUUGGGAUAUGUAGUUGUGGAGAUUCCAUUUUGGGAAUGGUUCCCAUUGCUAAAACGUACACGUUCUGAGAAACUUGCUUACUUGCACCAAAAGAUAUUCAGCUCUGUGGACUAUCUCAGGGGGUGACCUGCUUCUGGUGGGCCGGCAUCCUUAUUAUUAAGGUUUGGUAAUUCUGCGAUGCCGCUUGAUUUAUAGCUUUGAAUUGUAUCAACAUCCACACCACCACCACUAGAACUCUGAUCACCACUUGAUACAGUUGUAUAUGCAAAAUCAGGUCACAUUUAAAUAACCUUUUAUGUUUCCAAAAGUAUAUAUUCUUACAAACAUCUUCCCUUGCGGUUUGACUCUUUGUUCUUUACAAUAAACAGUUCCACCAAUAAA